Molecule: messenger RNA, 1815 nt
Organism: Microcebus murinus (gray mouse lemur)
Lineage: Eukaryota; Metazoa; Chordata; Mammalia; Primates; Cheirogaleidae
Source: RefSeq, a predicted model, not a curated record
GGCGGCGGGCCGGGGCGCUGCGCGGAGCCGCCCCCGGCUCCCCCGGGCUGGGGGAAGGAGGAGCCGCUGUCAGCCCGGAACCCAGAAACGCCAAAGUGGAAGCGGCUUCUCCGGGAGCCACAUGCGGUGUGACCACACCAGGGCCUUCCCAGCAGACUGUUCCUCUCCGCAAGAAGACGGCAGUCAUAUAGGUUGCAAUGGGAAUGUUAAACACAGACCUUACCCUCAGCGAUGACCUGGAGGAAGGAGGAGAAUCUGGUAAAGGUCUCCAAAGAAAAUGUCUACAAAUUAUGUCUCCUAUAACUGACAUCAAGCUUUAUUGUUGCUAUUUCAUCAUUGCAGUCCUAACUAUAAGUGUGGUUGCACUUUCUAUUGUUUUGUUAGUGAGAGAGGAAAAGGUGCCGUUAGAGCACUCUGUGUAUGCUGCCUGCCCGGAAAGCUGGAUUGGAUUUGGAAGUAAAUGUUUUUACUUUUCUGAAGACACAAGGAAUUGGACAUUCAGUCAAACUUUCUGUGCCUCCUUAGAAGCCCACCUUGCUCACUUUGAAACUCCGGAAGAACUGAAUUUUCUGAGAAGAUACAAGGGCCCUUCUGAGCAUUGGAUUGGCCUCUGCAGAGAAUCAGCACAUCACAUUUGGAAAUGGACAGACAACACUGAAUAUGAUACCUCGUUUGCCAUCAGAGGCUUUGGAGAAUGUGCUUAUCUGAAUGACAAUGGAAUCAGUAGUGCCAGGAACUACACAGAUCGGAAAUGGAUUUGUAGCAAGCCAAACAGUUAUGUCUACGGAUGCCAAAUGAGAAGCCCUUUAUAGAAUGUUCCAUUAGGUCACAUUGUAAUUUGUUAUAUUCGUCUAUCAAAAAUAUUAUCAAUAUGCAUUCAUAAUUUCUGUUGAUAGCAAAGAUACAAACCCUCAUAGAAUGAUAUAAUACAUACUGCUAUAAUACUAGCAUUUGGAAGAUUAUGUUUCUAAAUUAUAUACACAUUUGGAUAUGAGUUGAUGGUUAUAUUUUCAACAUAGAUAUUGAAGUUAAACAAUAAUUUGAACUGGAGAAAUUUAAUAAGUUAUUAAUAGGGGUUUAUAGUAAUGGGAGAUUGGUUAAAAGAAGAUAAAAACACCAAAAUAUAGAAAAAUGGUAGAUGCAGGGAGGGCUGAGAAAGAACACUCAUGGAAGAGAUCUCCUCCCAGAGGAGGAGAGAAUUCUGCAAGGGCAGAGAAUCUGACCUUGAUAGACAGGAGCACAACUUGGUUCAGAUGGAGAAAUUGGCUGAGCUGCCUUGCCAGCAGAAAUUGCAGAUUUGCCAGUGAGUGCUUGGGAAAGGGAACACAGGAGGAUGUGAUAGCUGGGAACUCAUCUCCGAACCACCCCAGUGUGUGUGUGUGUGUGUGUGUGUGUGUGUGUGUGUAGUGUACACCGGUGCUUGUAUAAUCACUGCUGGCACUGCUCCAAGGUGAGGGCACCUCACAGGGUGUCAUUAGAAGUUUCCCAGAAGAAGGUGCUAUGUGUACCUGGCCCCUGGGUAUUAAGGAAAAUAAAAAAUGUUCAGAUAGCCUGAGUCUAAAUUCUAGCUCUGCCCUUUAUAAAACUACUCCAAACAUAAUUCUCUGAAACACUCAUUGUCUCCAUCUUUAGAAUGGGAACAAUUACAAUGUCUACUUAGCCAGUUUUUGAUGAGAUUCAACUAUAUAUUUUUAAGCACUUAGAACCAUGCACAAGAAAUAUUCAGUACUGUUUAAGUGGUAGUGUUUAUUAUUUGAGUUUGUGGCUCCAGCUAGUGAAUUAUUUAAAACUAAUAUUUGAUUAUUUUGCACUGUU